Molecule: messenger RNA, 1461 nt
Organism: Hydatigera taeniaeformis
Lineage: Eukaryota; Metazoa; Platyhelminthes; Cestoda; Cyclophyllidea; Taeniidae
Source: the annotation of a GenBank genome assembly
AUGCCCAGGGAUAGCGGCUUCUCCGCUCUCCAAGUUGACGAUACUCGCCUGCGAAUGCACGAGAUUCUCAGUUCAGCCAUUUCUGAUCACAUACAAAGUGUGGUAGAAUUCGCUAAGGCCAUUCCUGGCUUUGUUUCACUCGACCAACCGGAUCAAUUGACGUUGCUUAAAGCGGCCUUUCCAGAGGUGUGGAUUCUUCAGGCCGCACGCACAAUCUCUUACCCAGAGCAAACCAUCCUACUCUGCAAUGGAGCCAUAGUCUGCAGAAAGGAACUGGAUUUCAUCUAUUCGUCCACCCUGAUGUGCGCAAUCUUCGAAUUCGCUGCCGAAUUCAACGCCCUGAAUUUAAGUGACAUCGAAAUUGGCCUUUACAGUGCAAUCCUCCUUACCAAAUCGAAUCGAAACGGAUUGUCCGACACGGCUAAGGUUGCAGCGAUACAUGAACGUUUUCUGGCCGCGCUGAGCUAUCAGUUGGAGGAAAAACACGGAUCUGUUUCUGACAUCAUGAAUGGGCUUAAAGUAGCAACAGGUCGACUUGCACAAAUAUCGGAGUCGCUGCAUUUUGUAAUGAGUUGGUUCCGAAGCCUCUGGUACCGCACCCACCUACCGCCACUGUACUCCGAGAUUUUUGACAUUGCACAGGGUGACAGCUCUGCACGGGUGCCUCAAGCUCAACCGUAUAUGCCCAUUGACUUUCAGUCACUUACGUGUGCUUCUGCACAAGCUCCCGUAGGCUACAAUACCGGGACAACGAGCUACAUGGCAGCCAAGGCACCGCAGACACUAUUUCAUUACCACCAAUAUCAGAACUUCCCAGCAUCUCAAGAUUAUUUUGCAAUGUACAACGCUCAGGGUAACACCUAUCCAAACAUGACUGACUACACCGAUGAGUCAAACCAGCAGCAGUUUAUUUAUACAUCAGGCCAUGAACGAUGGCACAGCAGUGCUUUCGAGCCCUAUUCAACUGAUAUGCAAUCGACAGUAAGAACAUAUAGUCAUGAAACUCAAAGAGUCGACUCGGAUGUAGUUGGAGAUCACUCGAGGGAUGAAAACGCCUCCACUAGUACAUACACAGAAAGUCAUGUGCGUUCCAGAAGUCAUAGUUCUACUACGUCACCUGGGAGCAUUACUUCCGUGGCCGACAGUACGAUAGUGUCUGGAGAUGAUCCUUUUACGGCUUAUCAAAGUGUCGAUGUUCCAGCACUUUCGAGGGCUAAUUCAAAUGUGGCUGACAUCGAGGCCGAAGGAAUCCAUCCAAAUUGGGAGAACUUGUCUGAAUUGAAUGGAUUAGAGAAAGAUGCGAAUGGAUUGAAACCAGAAAUGCCGACUCUAAUUCCAGCUCCAGAAAUUAUGGCCGCGAUUGAGAGAAGAAAGGACAUAUCAACUCCACUUGAGUCAAUGACUGAUGAGGGCAUCGAACAUGAAGAGAUGCUCCCGGUGGAAAACAGAAACGGUUCAUGA